Molecule: messenger RNA, 330 nt
Organism: Trypanosoma rangeli
Lineage: Eukaryota; Euglenozoa; Kinetoplastea; Trypanosomatida; Trypanosomatidae
Exons: 1
Coding region: 1-330 (109 amino acids)
Source: RefSeq, a predicted model, not a curated record
AUGGUGUACAAAAUUCCGCCCCGGUUCAGGACGCCCCUCACGCAGAUGGACGACACCGCGGCAGCCUGGAUCCACAAGCACUUUGCUGCUCGCUGGGAGGCCGUGAGGCAGGCCUUCUUUUCUGGAGGCGUGUCGGCGUGCGUGCCGCCUGCAGGUGCGGUGGCGGAGCAGCCGGAGCGGCAGGCCAGCGACGACGGCGGCGCCUACCUGCAGGCGGCAGUUGCGGUCGUGGGAGGCGGAGACGACACCGCCAACUCCGGUGUCUCCACGCUGGAGCUGUGCGUGGCCCCCGUGCCUGGCGUGGCGCUGAGGUGCCGUUUGUGUGUCUGA